UGGCUUCCCGUCGUCUCCGCCGCAACUUGGUUCGGUGUCCUCCUCGCCAUGCUCAUCAUCUGGGGCGCAGAAGGCACGCCACGAUACCAAUCAGACGAGGGUGGAAUCGUGUAUAUCUCCGAUGUAGGAGCACAUAUCAAACCACUAUUUAUAGCCGGAACCUCGGUGACCGGUCCAUUCUUUGUGGCGGCGUUGAUUGCGGAGAGGUGGUUGAGGCAUCGGUCGCGUCUCACGCCUAAUAGGCGCACUACGGAGAAGGUUUUGAGUGUCUGCGCGAUUGUAUGCGCGCUUGUCGGUGCUGCUGCCUUGAUUUGCUUGAGUAUUUGGGAUGCGUUCAACCAUUCUAGUGUUCACUGGCGUUUGACGGUUGUGUUCAUCAUCUUCAUUGCGCUUUCGGCAAUCUUCACCACUUGCGAAUUCCGAUUCCUCCGCAAGGGUUACCCCGACACCCGCCGCCUCAUGUUCUCCUACGCCGUCAAGAUCCUCAUUGUCAUCUUCGCCGUCGCCCUCGCCAUCGCGAUGGGUGUGUUGAUGAACAAGAACCACGAGUCUGCCGCUGCUGUAUGCGAGUGGAUCAUUGCGUUCUUGUUCGACGCCUAUGUCUGGACCUUGGUGUACGACUUGAGACCCGCCGUCAAGACCUCAAACAGCUACUUGAAGAGACACCCCUCUGCUGUCAUGGCCAUGCAGGAGCAGCAGAGCAACGGGUGGUCCAACGGACAGGCGUCCGGAGGCCCUGAUCUCGCGCCCAACAACCACACCAUCAACCCAGUUGCUUAA
This is a messenger RNA of Saitoella complicata NRRL Y-17804, 780 nucleotides long. RefSeq lists its product as uncharacterized. The record is from RefSeq and is a predicted model, not a curated record. The transcript has a single exon. The annotation marks the transcript as partial. Lineage: Eukaryota; Fungi; Ascomycota; Saitoellomycetes; Saitoellales; Saitoellaceae. Gene Ontology annotation, cellular component: plasma membrane.